Molecule: messenger RNA, 9583 nt
Organism: Mustela lutreola (European mink)
Lineage: Eukaryota; Metazoa; Chordata; Mammalia; Carnivora; Mustelidae
Gene: NF2
Product: NF2, moesin-ezrin-radixin like (MERLIN) tumor suppressor
Exons: 16
Coding region: 493-2352 (619 amino acids)
Biological process (GO): regulation of gliogenesis; regulation of cell shape; regulation of organelle assembly
Cellular component (GO): apical part of cell; plasma membrane; adherens junction
Molecular function (GO): cell adhesion molecule binding; actin binding
Source: RefSeq, a predicted model, not a curated record
GGGCCUGAGGGCGGGGCGGGGAGCAGGCUGGGGUCUGUGGGGAGGGGACGCUUCCUGCGGGCGCGCGGAGCGGAGACGGUGACAGCCACGCGCGCACGUGCGCGCCUGGCCGCAGCGCGGCCCCGAGACCUUCACCGGCCGCUGAGAGGCGCGCGGGGGCUAGGCUGCUGCCGUUUAGGGGCCCCGUCCCGGGGCGUCCCCAGCGUCCCGGGCCCGAGUUCCUGAGCGCCGGGCUGAGCCCACCCCGUCGGUCCUGGCUCGUGUUUCGUCUCCGUGGCCGUAAGGGCCCGCCCCCAACUCCCCUUUACGCUCCCGGGGCAGGGUCCUCACGGCCCAUGCUGGCCGCUGGGGGCCCGUGCCGACCAGACAGCUCCCAGGCCGGCCAGUUGGCUACCAUGGUGGCCCUGAGGCCUGUGCGACUCCUCCAGGGGGGCUAACAGGUCCAGAGCGCAGGCCUCGGGGCGCGAGGGUCCCGGGUCUGAGCCCCGCGCCAUGGCCGGGGCCAUCGCCUCCCGUAUGAGCUUCAGCUCUCUCAAGAGGAAGCAGCCCAAGACGUUCACCGUGCGGAUCGUCACCAUGGACGCCGAGAUGGAGUUCAAUUGCGAGAUGAAGUGGAAAGGGAAGGACCUCUUCGACUUGGUAUGCCGGACCCUGGGGCUUCGGGAAACUUGGUUUUUUGGACUGCAGUACACGAUCAAGGACACCGUGGCCUGGCUCAAAAUGGACAAGAAGGUACUGGAUCAUGAUGUUUCAAAGGAAGAGCCGGUCACUUUUCACUUCCUGGCCAAAUUUUAUCCUGAGAAUGCAGAGGAGGAGCUGGUUCAGGAGAUCACGCAGCAUCUCUUCUUCUUGCAGGUAAAGAAGCAGAUUCUAGAUGAAAAGAUCUACUGCCCUCCUGAGGCUUCUGUGCUCCUGGCUUCUUACGCCGUCCAGGCCAAGUACGGUGACUACGACCCCUCUGUUCACAAGCGUGGAUUUUUGGCCCAAGAGGAAUUGCUUCCAAAAAGGGUAAUAAAUCUGUAUCAAAUGACUCCAGAAAUGUGGGAGGAGAGAAUUACAGCCUGGUAUGCAGAGCACCGAGGACGAGCCAGGGACGAAGCUGAAAUGGAAUAUUUGAAGAUAGCUCAAGACCUGGAGAUGUACGGUGUGAACUACUUUGCAAUCCGGAAUAAAAAGGGCACCGAGUUGCUGCUUGGAGUGGAUGCUCUGGGGCUUCACAUCUAUGACCCUGAGAACAGGCUGACCCCCAAGAUCUCCUUCCCGUGGAAUGAAAUCCGAAACAUCUCGUACAGCGACAAGGAGUUUACUAUUAAGCCAUUGGAUAAGAAAAUCGAUGUCUUCAAAUUUAACUCGUCAAAGCUUCGUGUUAAUAAGCUGAUUCUCCAGCUCUGUAUCGGGAACCAUGACCUUUUUAUGAGGAGAAGGAAGGCCGAUUCUUUGGAAGUUCAGCAGAUGAAAGCCCAGGCCAGGGAGGAGAAGGCUAGAAAGCAGAUGGAGCGGCAGCGACUUGCUCGAGAGAAGCAGAUGAGGGAGGAGGCAGAGCGCACGAGGGACGAGCUGGAGAGGAGGCUGCUGCAGAUGAAAGAAGAGGCGACAAUGGCCAACGAAGCUCUGAUGCGGUCUGAGGAGACGGCUGACCUGUUGGCAGAAAAGGCCCAAAUCACAGAGGAGGAGGCCAAACUCCUGGCACAGAAGGCUGCAGAGGCUGAACAGGAAAUGCAGCGCAUCAAGGCUACAGCCAUUCGGACAGAGGAGGAGAAGCGCCUGAUGGAGCAGAAGGUGCUGGAGGCCGAGGUGCUGGCACUGAAGAUGGCCGAGGAGUCAGAGAGGAGGGCUAAGGAGGCUGAUCAGCUGAAGCAGGACCUGCAGGAAGCCCGUGAGGCAGAGCGAAGAGCCAAGCAGAAGCUCCUGGAAAUCACCACCAAGCCCACAUACCCGCCCAUGAACCCAAUUCCAGCACCACUGCCUCCUGAUAUACCAAGCUUCAACCUCAUUGGUGACAGCCUGUCUUUCGACUUCAAGGAUACUGACAUGAAGCGGCUUUCCAUGGAGAUAGAGAAAGAAAAAGUGGAGUACAUGGAGAAGAGCAAGCAUUUGCAGGAGCAGCUAAAUGAACUCAAGACUGAGAUCGAGGCCCUGAAACUCAAAGAGAGGGAGACAGCCUUGGAUAUUCUGCACAACGAGAACUCCGACCGGGGUGGCACCAGCAGCAAGCACAAUACCAUCAAAAAGGUAUGGACCUCAAGCCCAAGGCAGAAGACCUAUCUGCAUUUGAGCCCUCAAAGUAGGUUAUUCCCAGGUACUCUGUAUGUGGUGAUGGUACUACCCUCUGUGAUACUAACCCAUGCAUGAGCUUGCCUGUCUCUGUCCCUGGGCCAUGCCGAGCCCUCCCAAGGGCAGGUGGUACCUGGGUACUGGCCGCAGCAUGCUUUGAGAGCCUGAGAGCAGGCGUCCACCCUGUGGGGCCAGACCAGCCUCCAGGGGUCCAGAAGGCUGCCUCGUUAUGAAGAGCAUGUCAUGGGGCUGUAGGACCGGCUGUCCUUCACAUCUUGUGUUAUCGUUGGGCUGGGGAUGGUCGUGGCUUCUUGUCCAGUGAGGUCUGUCUAAAAGUCCUUUGUCUCAGUGGUGUAGUCCUUAGACAAAUAGCCCGAGCAUGGAAACGGGAUAAAUUGGGACAUCUUUAACUCCAGAUCAAGACUUUCAUGUGGUGACAGUUUCCAAAGACCCAUGGUCAUAGCGGGCCACUUCUGGUGGUGGAAUGAAGGGGCUGCCCGCACUCCCUCGUUUCCCGUUAGAGCCUCCCCUUUCUGUACACAUCCUCUUUCUUUCCAAGUCAAGCAAACCACCAGCACAGCAGUCUGAUCUGUAGUCUGUCUAAGUGGACCGUCUGUCCGUCGGCACCAUAAAGGCCAUCUCUGCUUCAGCUCCGCCAUAGCCUGGGGUAGAGCUGUGGCCAGCACGAACUCACAUUGGGACAGCCACCGGCACCCAGCACAUGAGCAGAGUCAGUGGUUGUUGAGUGAAUUAGUGGAAUGAUUGUUGCUUUCCUUCUGCAGUGCUUCAUCAUCCUCCCAACAUGCCUCAGCAGUAGGGGAGCAUUUUAGUGCCCAGAAUAACAUAACACCCUCCCUGUGCUCCUGAUCCCCAGCGGUAUGAAAGCCAGUGAGUCCACUGACACCCGACGGUCACGUAGGACAUGUCCUUUGGUGUCCUCAGCACAGUUUCUGCUAUUAGAAUAAAAUAAGCUCAUUGGAAGCUUUCUUUUUUUUCUUUUUCUUUUUCUUUUUUUAAGGAUUUUAUUUAUUUAUUUGAUAGAGUUUACAAGUAGGCAGAGAGGCAGGCAGAGAGAGAGGAAAGGAAGCAGGCUCCCUGCUGAGCAGAGAUCCCGACGUGGGGCUCAGUCCCAGAACCCUGGGAUCAUGACCUGACCCGAAGGCAGAGGCCUUAACCCACUGAGCCACCCAGGCGCCCCACAUUGGAAGCUUUGUACCAAAAAGCGAGAUCUGGCAUAAGAUAGAUCUUAUUUGCGGUUAUUAUCCAAGCAAGAGAGGUUCGCUAUUAAAGUCCCAGAUGGAUCGCAUUACAAGAUGGAUUCUAUCUGUCAGUGGCUCCAAGAUCCCAUAGCAUGAACCCGAUUUGUGUGUGAUGCUUUGAGUUAGCAGACUCCUGUUUCUUCAGCUUUCAUACCACACAUUGACAUCAAAGGCCCAGCACCAAGACGUGCAUGUUCUGAGCAGGGCGAUAUGACCGAACCCCAGAAUUAGGCAGGACAGGGGGAUCAUCUGUUCUCAUGACCCCGUGGUGCCCAGAAGACCAUGGGGUGGAUCCACUGUGGUUUCCUGGACUUUGUGGCUGGCACCGGGCCCAGCAGAAAGUCCCUUCCUGUCUCAGCCGGUGCUGUCAGCUAUGCCUGCAUAUGACCCUACCAUUCCACCUUGAGACGAUUUCAUCUUUCUUCUUUCUGUAAUGAUUCAGAACGGUUAGAUUCUUCAGGGGCCUGAUUUUGACCAUCAGUUCUCACUGAGCUCUUAUUAUAGACAAAUGAGGUUUGAUUUGUAGUCAAAUUUGUACUGCUCCUAGGACAUUCACAGAAGCCUUUUUUUAAAAAACAUCUUGAUGUGAACUUGUUUUCAAAGCAGGCUGCCAUGUUCCAGUUAAUCAAGGAUUCUGAUUACUCGAGGGUUAAUAAAAGCAUGUACUUGGCUUUUAAUACAGCUGGACUUAUCUCAGGAUCACUAGAUGAAAUAAUGGAGUUUUUGCUACACCUGAAGUUUGAUACCCUUUCCAUUGCCUGGACUUCGGUAGUCCCUGGAGCCAGUGACCACACUUGCCGAGCAGCCACCUGCCUGUUCAGAGGGAGCUCUGGGGUCGUGCCUGCUCCCAUCUGGGCCAAAGUGAGCCUAACUGAAGAAAAAACACCACUGUGGGCUUUGGAAGUGAGACCGCUGAGAAUGUAAAGGGCAAAGCUCCAUCUGCAAAGUCCAGGAUAUGGAAGGCUGGUGGUGAACUAGAGAGUUUCACUCCUGAGUCUUGGUUCAAAGCAGCCUGCCCUCCUUUUUGUUUUGUUUUUAAUGUUUUCUGAUCCUUGAUUUCUUCAAGGAAAGAAUGGAUCUGCCUACCUACCUACCGUGAUCCGGGCACGUUCCUCCUCCUCCUCCUCGCCUUCAGUGCUCUUCUUCCUAACCGUGAGGCUUCCGUGUCUGACACUGUCUGCGCAGUACCCUCGGGGGUGCUAAUUUCCAGGGGUUUACCCUUUGGUUCAGGGGUUACCAUGUUCCCUUAGAAAUGCCAAGAGGCUGUCUGGUCUGGUUAAAUGAGCUUACCACUGCUUUGCCACUUACUUUCUCCAUAAUUCUUACUUACUCUUAAAGCCCAGUGUCCUCACCUACUAUAAAAAGUGAAUGAAACAGUCCUUAACCCCCAGGAUUGUUUUGAGCAGUAAAUGAGUUAAUACACAGGAAAUAGCUCACCAUAAGACUUCAGCAAUUAAUUUCCAGGAAUUUGUAGGUAAAAACUUAAAAAAGCCAGAAUUAACUUCCCUGGUUCUUUUACUAUCUGAUUUGAGUUUGCGAGGGUGUAUUUUGCCCCUCCUGCCGAUCUUAACUCCCUACAUUUUCCCCCUCAACUGACAAUCAGUUAGUUGGUUUGACAUUUGCGCCUGACCCAGAUUGGCACGUAGUGAUCAAAAGCCAUCUCCCCCACCCCCGAACCAAGAUUCAUUUCAUUCUCAGGGAGAGCGACAGUGACACAUAUUCCUGGCCUCUGAGUCUUGUGAGUGAGGGAGCGAGGUCUAGCAGUGAGACUGGGGUGAGGGGAACACAGGUGUCAUGGGCUUCAGAGCCACAGUGCUAAUGAGGUGAGCAGUGGCCAGCUGUGCUGCACACUUGGGAGGCGAAAAUGCAGUCUGGGAGCUUGCACACUUCAGGGUCUUGCUUUCAUCUCCUCUCAAGGGACACAUUUCAACUCCCCUGAUCCCGAGCCGAUCUGAGUGCCCGCAGACUUGUCAUCAGUUUUGUGCCCCCAAUCUCCAAGGAAGCAUGGGAUUUCAAAGGAAAUUGAUAGAUGAGAAUCAUGGGGGUCAUAGAGCUUAGAACACUUGUUUUAUUAGUAAAAUGGUUUGAGCCUUCAAGGUCCAGCUAUGGUUUGCGCUGGUGGAAGAGCAGGAAUGAGGAGCCCUGACAGUACUCUGAAGCCGUAGCUGCCUCUUGAAUCAGGAAGACAUAAAAGUCCAAUGUCAUCUUCAAUUUGCGCGGACUCCCCUUGGAGACGUAGGGCUGGCGAAGUGAAGUAGAACACUUAAAACACCCAGGGAAGUGAUAAAUCACAGGGCAAGACUGCGUAUGCGUGAAAGGCAUCUCCCACAAUUAAAACAAACGGCCAGAGCCUCCCUGGUGACCUCUGGUCAGCCACCUCUGAACAGUUUCUGUUGCUGGUGUGUGGUUCAUGUGUUCAGCCCUUCCGUGACCGCGGUAGCUCAAGCCUAGUGGCUCUGCCUGCUUUGCAGACUGGGCCCUGACCGCUGCAGCAUCCUCCUCCCUGACAUAAGAGGCAGCGCACUGGCUCCCUGGCUCCAGAAUCUUCUAUUGUUGCUGCUGUUGAAGGGCGGCAGAGGCUGGAGCGGGGCAGAAGAAGAAAGGGGGGUGGGCACAGGGUGGAAGCAAGGAUUAGCAAGGCCCAGCAGCAGGCAGGAUAGAAAACACAUGGAAGAGAGGGCAGUGGCGAACUCCUCCCCACUCUGGGGGAAGCCCAGGGAAGGCGCUGGGAAGCUCAGCCUGGUUUCAGGGAAUGUGGUCUCCCUGGAUGCUCCGGGGCUCACCCCCCCAGCAGGGCCACUCCUACCUCAUACACGCACCAACUAGAUGUGCACGGGCCUCUCCAUUGGGGUGGGCUUACUGUUCUCUUGCUUGUUUCAGGUAGCUCUCUAGGUAGAAGGUUCUGUCAACCUCUCUUCCAAAAGACCAUGACCUAGUUCCUCUUUUUGGUUGGGGAGACUUUACCCCGUCAAGCAGUUGCCCUUUGGGAGGCGUUGAGGAGCCUACAAAACCUGCUUUGCCCUCCUAGGAUAUUUUACAACCAUUUGGAAGUGCCUGAGGACAUUAUUGGGCCUUAUUUGAUGCAGUAAAACAUCCCAUUUGGUCCCUCAGCACUGGAGAUGUGUUUCAGUGCAGCUCUCCUCCAGCACCUGAUUUGUUACUGCAACAGUGGGAGGGAAGAGACGGGCUGCAAACUCAUUCUGCGGGCUGGAGGUUCUGUUCUUACGAUCCUUGCCGUGAUUUCCCUUCUGAUAGUGGCGAUUUGAAAACAACACCAGGAUAUCUGCGACUUCUUGCAGAGGUACUUGGCGCUCAGAGUAUGCCUUAGCUGUGAGUUAGCCUCUACCUGCCCAGGGAGGUCAAUCAGGCUGAUUAGUCCAUUUUCCAGACAGAGGAACGGGGUAGCAAAGGGCCCUGCCAGCAUCACACGGGCAGCUCAAGACACAGGCACGCAUCAGUUUCCAGGCAUCUUCCUGCUUUAGGUCCCUAAAGGAUUAGUGUAUGAAAGAGGCCCUCAGGGUUUUCUCUGGCCAAUUUCUCUCCAGAGCAGAUGAAGAAACGAAUAGCAAAUUGAAUGAAUGUGUUAAUUGGGAUGGACUUGGCCUUUCAUCCCACCCCUGCUUAGGGGUAAGUGUGCGCACAGCUCUCUCCCCGUGCACAUCGCCAGAUGGCAUCUGGGUGCAAGCCAUCACUAGCAAGAUGACAGAAAUGCUCAAUCUGGCCACCUUACAGCAACUGUCCCCUUUCCCUGGCCCUGCUCCCUCAGCUCUGAUUUGGAAGGGGGAAUGUUGAUUAUACCCGAAACCAAAGAUUAUGUUGGAAUUUGCCGCUGCUGGAUUUGGCUGUCACCUUUCUGCUCCAGAGUUGGCUCUCUCCUGGAGGAUCCCAGCGCCAGAGAAUCUGCAUGUCCUUUUGAAUCUGUGCCCUCCCCCGCUCCUUCAUUUUCAAUAUGUAGUGGCGGAGAGGAAGUAUAACAUGAUUUUAGGGCUUGCAUUUCAAUUCCACUGCAUUUUUAUGGGACAAGCAGAGUCUCCAAGCCUAGAGUUAUUAGGUUAGUAUCUAAAAUGGGUUCAGCAUUGUGGGUCUUAUUGUUGAAAAUGAAUUAGACGGUCCCCCUCCCACCUUCCUUUCUCCUCCCUGGGGAUGCGUGGAUAGAGGCAAGGCCUCCAGAGACGAGUUGGAUGAAUCCUGGCGCUCUGAUUAGUUUUGUUCUCCCAGCUUAAUUGUAGCACUUCCUUUCUCUCGUCACUGAUAGCCGAAGUGGCUCUGUGUCCUGCCCACCCCCACACCACCCCUUUUUGCUUUAGGAACAAGAUUAUCACAAUGCAGUCUUGUGAAUCAAUUUUCCCUAUGUGCUGAUGAAAGUGUAAUUCAUUCUUAAUCAAGCAGCCUUGCUGCUGCAGGCUCCGUGCCGGAAUACAUUUCGUUACCCUCCCAUCACUUUGGGAAAUGAUUCCCCCAAAAGGACUUUUAGAGGAGAGCUGGAAGGAGAGUUGGCAGAUCGCCUCCUGUUGUGUUUUUCCAGCAGGGGGCACUAUUGGGAAUGAUGCUGGAGGAUCCUUUGUAGCUGGGAGCCUUCCCGGGAGGGGGGGUGGUGAGCCUGGGCUUGUCACAGGUGCCUUCCAGGCUUGGUGUCCCCAGACCCUGGAGCCAUUUCUCAGGAGCGAGCAAGUGCCAGAUCAUUGUAUCCCAAGGGGCUGCCCGAAAUGCUGACCUGAGCAGGAACCGGUUGAGUCUGCAUCUGGCCUGCAUGCGCAGGUUAGGGAGCGCCUGCUGGGCACCCAGUCCUGCCAAGGCUUGAGAGCAGCUAGCCUCCUCUGUCUCUUUAAGGAGGCAUAUAUGUCUGCCGAAUCUGAACUUGGGAGUACCGUGGAUGUGUUCACGUGGUGACACCACACACACCUGUGAUUGCUUGAAGAGGUGUAGCUCUCUGGGUGGCUUCCUCUCCUGCCCUUUCCCAGCCUGGUGGCCACAGACAACUGGCAGUUUGAGGGACGAAUGAGCAGGAGGUGAGGGGGACUCUACCGGGCUCGAAGCUGUUGAUGCUGGGCAGGAAGAAGGGUCCAGGCCCAACAGGUGGAUCAGAGCCCCUGUAAGAUAAAAACCAAGCUGUAUAGAUCUGCGGCAGGGAAAGCAGAGGAAGUUUGUCUCCUCCGAGUGGAAUUGGAUUAGUGACAGACUUGAACAGCCGGUUCGGUCGAGAGAGAACUUAAUUCCUCCUGUAUUAUUCACACGGCUGAUUUUAAUCAGAUGUGAAGAGACAGCUGGAAGAGAGAAGCGGGUCAGCCCAGUGCCUGGUGAGGAAACUUCAUGUUCUCUUAGUCAUCUUCAGGGAACUGGCAAGAGCACUGCGGGCUGGGGGCUUUGCGCAGGGCCUGUGUGGUUUACUGCUUCCCCGAGGCACUGGGCAUGACCUCCAAGAGCCCCGUGGCUGGCCCUUGUCUGGAGUCAGUGUGACUUUUGAAUGGCACGUGGCAGACAUGGUCACUAGUUGUGUUCAGACAGAGCUCUUGCCGCCUGUACUCAGGAAGAAUCUGAAAAGGCGGACCAGAUUCAGCCCACUCCAGAAUGAUGCAGCCAUUGUCUGCGAGGCAUCCUGAGGCUUUUCUGCUUCAACACCUACUGAAGCUCGGAGGAGACCUCUUCCUGGUCAGAUGUGGAGAUAAGCCGUGGUGGUGUGGUCAUAGAGCCCACGCCCCUUGGGGAAUUUGCCUGGCUCCUAGAGGCAGUGCUCCCCCCUCCCGUAGCAGGUCAAGCAGGAGGGUGAGGAGGGGUAGCGCUGGGCCGCUAAAGAGUGCAGGGUGGUGGGGGGGGAGCUGAGAAACUGGCUUCGGUUCUCACAGUGUGACCCAUGGGAGCUGACCCGCAGGAGCGAGGUGAGGGCAUUCGUCAGGCCAGCUCCGUGGUGCUGUGAGGAGAGAGCCGGUCCUGUCACUGAGCGACAAGGCAGACCAAACACUGAUGUGGGCUCAUACACCUUAGGGCAUGAGCGGGUGGCAGGGAAACCAGGACGCUUGUUAGCCAAUUCUCAUGAGCACACAAAGACACAC